UCAUUAAGCAAAGUUAUUCAAAAAUUUAUGUAAAAAUUUUGAAUAAAAUUUAAUUUGAAUUUAGUACACCUAAAGCAAACAGAACAAUACCAUUUUUAUACUUGGCGAAAUAUGUCUAUCGAUGCCGAUUAAUGGUUAAUUGAUAGACCGACUACUUACGCAGCCCUGAGCUAUCGCAGUUGCUGGUGUAAACUAUUUCCCAUCACCGCUUUAAACAUAAACAAUCGUCUUAAUUUCUGCUGCGUACACAGGAAAAAUUGCAGGUUGUUAAGAUAAAUGCAAAUAUUACACACACUGCAUUUGUAUAAUGGACGUUGAAGCUGAGGAAGUGUGUGUUUCGGACGCAGCAACAGCAUGCAAGCGCCAAAAGCGCACCAACUCCAAAGACGAAAGCGACUAUGAAAACGAAGAAGAAGGACCACCACAACCAGAAACAGCAACUGGAUCUAAGGUGGACCCCAAGUUGGUUGGCAAUGGUGAAAACGAGACCAGCAACAACAACAAUAACAAUGAUAAUAAGAAGAAUGAAAUCGAAUUAGAAGCAAGCAACAAACAACAAACGACGGAUGAGCCAAUAAGAACAGCCGACGAGACAGUACACUCUGCUGUUGUCAAAACUUCAGGUGACGCAAAUGCGGAGCCCAAUAAUUCUAGAUCUCUACAGAUUCUGUGCUCAAUGAAUAAUAUCUUGCAAAACGAUUCCGGUGAUAUGCCGACAGCUUCCGAGUCAUCUAGAUCUGAUGCUGUACUGGAGAUAUCGGCCAGACGCAAUGUUAAUGAUGAUGAUGAAGAUGCGGCUGCAAAUAUCGAUUUAAAUUCGCAUGUAUUUCAUCGACAAUUACGACAGCGUCAUCGCACUUAUCGCUCCACAAUCGCGCUUAACUCAGAUGACUUGGACGCAAGCAGUGGCAGUGAACAUCAAUUCAAUGAAAACAACAACAGCGAUACCAAUGAUACGGAUGUCGAUGGCAAUGAUGAUGAAGCCGUGGAUCAGGCAGCAAAUACUGAUGACGAUGAAUCUCAUUCGCAGGAAGCUCAAUUGCAAGAUGACAGCAGCUCCGGUUCGAGCGUUGCCUUUUGGAAUCGCUAUUACACAUCCAGCAAUGAGGAAAACGAUUCUGAUGGCGAAUAUAAUGAGACGGAGGCCAAUCCUGCCGAUAAGGCACAAAUAGAGGUUGCAGUCAACAAAGUCAUGGGUAAGCCGAAGCCCGAUUAUAAUUGGAAUUUCGCACAGGAGCUGAUGCGAAGGGAGCAUAACUUAUUCAAUCGAAUUGAUUGGCGUGGUGGACAAACCUCAUCGCUAAGCUUUGGCCAAGGAUAUUACGCCACCAGACAGGUGGUUGAGCGGAUGAAAUUAUUGGAUGCCUUGAGCUUGCAUCGUUGCUGUGUCAACUGCUUGAGUUUCAAUCGUACUGGCGAUUUGAUUUGCUCGGGCUCCGAUGAUCUGUGCAUCAUUAUUUGGGAUUGGGCAAAGGGCAAACCACGGCACAACUUCAGAUCGGGCCAUAGCUUGAAUAUAUUCCAAACAAAAUUCAUUGACAGCGUCGGCUGCUUGGACAUCGUCUCCUCCAGUCGUGACGGUCAAGUGAGACGCGCUGUCAUCCCACCAUCUGGCAGCAGUAGCACCAAAACCACCCGUCUCUACAACCACAGUGAUGCUGUGCAUAAGUUGGUUGUCGUUCCACAGAGUCGACAUGAGAUAAUGAGCGCUGGAGAGGAUGCUGCAGUGAAACACUUCGAUCUGCGCAGUAAUGCAUGCUCGACCAUGCUUCGGUGCAUCUCCAGCGAGGAUAACAGACGUGUACGUCUCUUUAGCAUUGCACAUCAUCCGUAUAUGCCAGAGUUUUGUGUUAGCGGGUCCGAUGACAAAUUGCGCGUCUAUGACAAACGCAAUCUGAACUCCAAACCUGUGCACGAAAUGACGCCCAAGGACUUAAAAGAUAUAAAGAUCACGCAGAUUACCUGCGCGGUUUACAAUCACAGUGGCAGCGAGAUACUCGCCUCUUACAGCGAUGCGGGCAUUUAUCUCUAUGACAGUCGCAAUUAUAAGGAUGGCGAAUAUCUACAUUACUACGAAGGACACAUCAAUAGCCGCACCAUUAAGGGCGUCAAUUUCUUUGGCCCACACUCCGAAUACAUCAUCAGUGGCAGUGAUUGUGGCAACAUAUUCUUUUGGGACAAGAACACCGAAGCCGUGAUGAACUUUGUGAAAGGCGAUCAUGCGGGCGUUGUCAACUGUCUGGAGCAGCAUCCAUGGAUGCCAGUGCUGGCCACAUCUGGACUAGAUCACAAUGUCAAGAUUUGGACGCCCAGUGGUCAACCAGAAGCUGAGGUGCCGCGCAUGGAUGCCUUGAAGGAAACGCUGCAGCGAAACUUUAGACGUAGCAUUUUGGAUGUGGGCGACUUUGAUAUCAAUCAGAUACAUUAUUUCAUAAGACAGCUAAUAGAACCAAGGCGCAAUGCAGCCGCUGCUGCUGCUGGACAGAAUCCUCGCGAGCGCAAUCAUAAUCUAUUUAGCAGCAGCAGCAGUAGUAGCAGUAGCAGCAGCAACAUCAGCUUGAGUCCUGGAAAUGUUGCUACUGGAACUGGACAGCAGCAGGAACAGCAGCAGCAGCAGCAACGUCGUCGUGGCAGUCAGCCCAGUAGUUCUGAUGAGGGCAAUGCCGAUGUUCUAGGCUGUCGUUCCCAAUGAGAGAACAAUAAUAUCCCCAUCAUGAUCAUUAUCUCAUCAUCAUUAUUAGCAACAUAAUUAGCAGCGGCAUUGUCAUUAAUCCAAAGUCUACACUACGUAUUUUCUUGACUUGUUUCCUGGGUCUUC
Molecule: messenger RNA, 2818 nt
Organism: Drosophila hydei
Lineage: Eukaryota; Metazoa; Arthropoda; Insecta; Diptera; Drosophilidae
Product: DDB1- and CUL4-associated factor 8
Exons: 6
Coding region: 308-2692 (794 amino acids)
Cellular component (GO): cytoplasm; Cul4-RING E3 ubiquitin ligase complex
Molecular function (GO): protein binding
Source: RefSeq, a predicted model, not a curated record